Messenger RNA from Sinocyclocheilus grahami, 815 nucleotides. RefSeq names its product copine-4-like. Gene Ontology annotation, biological process: cellular response to calcium ion. Gene Ontology annotation, molecular function: calcium-dependent phospholipid binding. Gene Ontology annotation, cellular component: plasma membrane. Lineage: Eukaryota; Metazoa; Chordata; Actinopteri; Cypriniformes; Cyprinidae. The record is from RefSeq and is a predicted model, not a curated record. The transcript has 10 exons. Bases 1 to 780 code for a protein of 259 amino acids.
AUGGAGAGAUGUGAGGAAAGGAAGAUCAUCUCCCAGAGAAAAUUCACCAAAGCCUUGCUUAAACAGGGCAACACAGUCGGGAAAUCGUCUAUUAUGAUCACCGCUGAGGAGCUAACAGGAAAUAACGAUUAUGUCGAACUCUCGUUCAGUGCGAGGAAGCUGGAUGAUAAGGAUUUUUUUAGCAAGUCAGAUCCAUUCUUAGAGAUCUACAGGGUAAACGAUGACAAUACUCAGCAACUAGUGCACAGAACAGAGACGGUCAUGAAUAACCUCAACCCCAUGUGGAAGACCUUCAAGACGUCCCUUAACUCACUCUGUAGUGGAGACCAUGAAAGAAUACUGAAGGUCCAGUGGGAAUGCAUAAACCCCAAAUAUAAAGUCAAGAAGAAGAAUUACAAGAACUCUGGGAUUGUCAUUCUGAAUCAGUGCAAGAUAAUUAAGAUGCAUUCCUUUCUGGACUACAUCAUGGGUGGUUGCCAAAUACAGUUUACAGUAGCGAUUGAUUUUACAGCCUCUAAUGGGGAUCCUAGAAACAGUUGUUCGUUACACUACAUCCACCCCUACCAGCCUAACGAGUAUCUGAAAGCUUUAGUCGCAGUGGGGGAGAUUUGCCAAGACUAUGACAGUGACAAAAUGUUCCCAGCAUUUGGCUUUGGUGCUCGGAUACCUCCGGACUUCAAGGUUUCACAUGACUUUGCAGUAAACUUCAACGAGGACAACCCAGAAUGUGCAGGUAUGAUAGAGCAUUUAUCCCAAUAUUUGAUCUAUUCCAGAUCUUAAUUGAUCUCCUUAAUGCAGAUGCAUUAACUACCCCG